Molecule: messenger RNA, 1920 nt
Organism: Hyaloscypha bicolor E
Lineage: Eukaryota; Fungi; Ascomycota; Leotiomycetes; Helotiales; Hyaloscyphaceae
Exons: 2
Coding region: 469-1470 (333 amino acids)
Biological process (GO): resolution of meiotic recombination intermediates
Molecular function (GO): single-stranded DNA binding; single-stranded DNA 3'-5' DNA exonuclease activity
Source: RefSeq, a predicted model, not a curated record
CUUCUCCGCCACACAUCACCGCCCAGCCACCAUCCCUCCUCACCAAGAUGGUAAACGACGCCCCCUCCAUCCAAGCUUUCUACAAACCCAAAGUCCGCCUCCCCAACCCCGCCAAUCCUCCGCCCUCGCCGGCUAAAGCCGGCGACGGCUUCACCGAAGAAGAGCUCUCCGACGCCAUGGACCCCCUCCAUCGAAAAUGGAACCCAGAGCGCGAGUACAAGGAAUGCAGUAUCUCGCACCUCGUGCCAGGUCCGAGAGCAGUGACGUUUGUGGGCAGGGUUGUGAAUGUGAAGACGAUAUUGGGGAAGGAUAAGAAGCAGCCGAAGGCGAGGGGCUUUCAUGCAGUGAUUUUGAGGGAUGAUGAGGGUGCUGCAUCUGUGAGUUGUGUCUGUUUCUGAGGUGUUACUUUGGAUUUGCUUGUAGGCUCGUAGGAGAGAGGCUGAGAUGAGAAGGGCCUAGGCUGAUAGCAUGCAGAUCAAGCUCUACUUCGCACAAAACCCCUACCCCCUCAUCCUCGGCCAGCUCCUCACCAUCUGGACCGUCUUCAUCUCCGACACCUCCAAAUCCGACGUCCCGCACAGCCCUUCCGUUCUCGUGCACGCCAACCUCUUCCCGGGCAGAGUGACGAGCGAUCACGUGGUGAUACACACCAAUGCCUCCUCUUCUGACGGCAUCUGCAGAACGCCGCUGGAAUACAAGAAAGGCCACCCGCUUCCGGGACUCAUGACGCUGGAUAGUUAUCUGAGUAGUGGGCAUGAUGGCGUGAGCGGUGCGAAGAUAUUGGUUUGUGUGAAGAGUAUCGGCGGCAAGAAGAAAAUCUCUCGUAAAGAUGGAGGAGGUGAGAGUGAGCUUGCUGAGAUCCUGCUUUUUGACCAUACAGGUCAAGUGAGACUCACGGUAUGGAACGAGAUGAUUGAGUCCGCCAAGAGCUGGAAGCCGGGCGAGACGGUUCUGUUGGUUUCAAAUCCGGGGUACAGGGUAGGGCUGAAUGGGAAGGGGAAUCUUGGGAUCAUUGGAAGCACGAUGGUGGAUGUUGAGCCGGAGGGGAGCGAUGCGGAGUGGCUGAGGAAAUAUGCGGUGGGGUUGACGAGGAAGGAGAGUUUGUGUCUUAAGGUGGAAGAGGGCAGGUGGGAUAUUGAUGCUGCUGAGUAUGGGGUUAACCGGAUGUUGUUUACUCUUGCGGAGCUGGAUAAUUGGGUCCGUUCGGAUGGCAACCAGACCUUCUCGGGCUUCAUCAGCGUCACGAUCCUGGAGAUGAACCUCGUGUCCAUCCACCGCCGGAACAUGCUCAUGUGUGCUGAAUGGUACUUCUCCUCCCCUUUCUUCCCCUCCUCCUUUUCCCAAUCGUUGACUGUCGUCUCUCAGCUGCGGAGUACCCAUCUUCUCCAACAGCCCCUGCACACCCUGCCGCAACUGCUCCACCCCGCUCACACUCUCCCUCAACCCGCGCAUCAUCGGUCGCCUCGCUGACGAAACAGGGUGUAUCGCCACUGGUAAACUGGUCUGGAGUCCGCGUGCUUGGGAGAAAUUCUUUGGGAGGAGCGUGGAGGAAAUAAGUGCGAUGACCGGCGAGCAGAUUAGGUUGUUUGAGCAGAGGGUGAUUUUUAUGAGGAUGCAUCUUGUGGUUGGUUGGGACGGAGAGGGGGGGUUGGGGAGGUUGUGUGUGCUGGGGGUUAUGAUGUGAGAGGGGUGGAGGAAUGGUGGUGGCGAUAUGACGUUGCUUGUUGUAAAGGGAGUGUUGGGGUGGGGUUGUUGCUUUGGCUGGAGCUUCUGCUAUAUGCGUUAGCUUUGCUAUUUCUAUCCUGCAUCAUUGUCUGCUUGACAAGUGUCCUUAUGACCAAGAAAUCUACUACUUAGCUUGCACAAAUUAGCCACCUAGACACUGACUUGCUUGCAAUCGAAGUUACAUUGUAUGACGAG